This is a messenger RNA of Sciurus carolinensis (gray squirrel), 499 nucleotides long. RefSeq names its product COMM domain containing 6 (gene Commd6). Gene Ontology annotation, molecular function: NF-kappaB binding. The coding region runs from base 91 to 354 and encodes 87 amino acids. The transcript is spliced from 4 exons. NCBI's taxonomy places the organism in Eukaryota, Metazoa, Chordata, Mammalia, Rodentia, Sciuridae. The record is from RefSeq and is a predicted model, not a curated record.
CUGGCCCGCGAGAGGUAGAAAGCGGAAACGGAAGUGUUGACCAGAGGGAGCCUUUGCCUGAGACUGCAGGUCAAACUCUUUGCUUUUGCGAUGGAGGGAUCUCAGCCUCAAGAGGCGAUCCUGGAUGCUAAAUCGCAGGUCACCAGCCAGCUUGUCGAUUUUCAGUGGAAACUGGGUAUGGCUGUGAGCUCCGACAGUUGCAGAUCUCUUAAGUAUCCUUAUGUUGCAGUGAUGCUAAAAGUGGCAGAUCAUUCUGGCCAAGUAAAGAACAAGUCCUUUGAAAUGACAAUUCCACAGUUUAAGAAUUUCUACAGACAGUUCAAGGACAUUGCUGCCAUUAUUGAAACUGUGUGAAAACAUUAUUUGGUUAAUAAAUUGCUAUCAUCAUCUAAAAUAAUGGAUUUCAUCUUCUGUAAACAAACUGCAUAAGGAUCAAAUAUUUAUUGAAUGAAAAUUGCACUUUAAUUUUUUCAUUUUUCUAAAUAAAAAGUGAGAUAAA